ACUUGUCUCUCUCGCGAUGCUUUGCGCCAGAAACCACUUCCCAUACCGCAUACACAAGCCACCGCCCUCGCUGUGCAUUGCAGGCUGCAUCGUGCGCUCCCCUGAGGCGGGUCUCGCAUUGCCACGCGAGGCUAGAUUAUUAGCUCACACUGCCCCUGAUCAUCACGCGUUUGCUAAAGGCUUGGGCUAGUUGGAUCUUUCUCUGUCCAACGCGUCUCCCACCACAACUGCAACUGCAAAACAGUUACUCGCUUCCAGUUUGAGCCUAUGAUCAUCGUUGACGACAAGAAGGACCUCAGCCUCGCUCAGCCGGAUCCGCAAGGCGCGUCCGGUAGUAGCUCUCAAGCGCCGCCGCCGCCUUUCGAGGCCACGCAGCCUUCCGCGUACAGCGACCUCGACUCAAAUGUCUAUGCGCCGCCUGGCGGCGAGGAUCCACCUCCAGAGUUUGUGCCAUAUGAUGCAGAGUACUUUCGGACGGACGAUGGCACUAUAGUCUCGCACGACCCGCAUUUGAACGAAGAUGGCGAAGCAUUGUAUCGCUUCCUCCUGUCCCAGGCCCAGACACCACCACAGCUCUUCCUCCGCGUACGCGGAGAACACCAAGAACAACGCACCCGUAGCGUCCCCCGCACAGAUGCUCAGGGCCGGACGCACUGGGACACGGAGACAGAGACAGUCACCGUAGUUGAUUUCAACUUCACGAUCGACAUCUCUUCCCAAGUGCCCGCUGUUCCUGUCCACUGGAGCGUCCCAGACGAACAACCUGCGUACCGGGGAGAGAUGUACCAGGAGGUCGAUACUGUCACCUUACAUCCAAGUUCGCGUCCGAGAGACAUCGAAAGCCAGCGUAUAGGCGGUAGAAAGCGUCUUAAAGCGACGAGAGAGGAGCGAAAGACCGCCGGGGCCUGGCAACACGAAGGUCGCGCGAGAGGUCUGCCACCCUGGAUUGGGCCCGAUGCAGGUUGGGCACCACGGAGUCAGGUUGCCAUGAACAGCAGCCAGAUGAACGUUUACAAAUCCUCCAAGACUGUCCGUGAGUGGGCGGACGAAUACUGCAGAAGCCCGAAGAUUCUCAAGGAGUUUACGUACUCUAAGGUGAUUCAUGGCUGGAAUUUCGACGCGCUUGAGGCUGCGGUAGUCGCCGCUGUCAAGUCGACGUACUACCAGGGCACCCUCUCGGUCAGGUUCGAGACGCACGCCGACCAGAUCCAUGUGCGAGCCGAUCACUGGCUCGCGCGUGCCUUAUCGGACAAAUGGAUCAAGUUUCUGCUCAUUAUCACCCUGAUAUACCCGUUCAUCUGGCUGUUUAAACGGUCCGCACCUUCCGGGGGAGGAAAGUGGGGAGUUUGCGGCGCCGCGUAUGCCCUCGUGUCCUGGCAACCUGCCCAACAAGAGGACGAGAUCAGUGGGGCGCCUCCUCCCUUCUCGGACGAAGAACCAGGCUGGGUGGCCCAAGGCGCCAGCGGCGCUCAGAAGAUGAAGCUGGUCGGUAUGAAGGAAGGCGAAUGGUUCCAAAAGUGGGAAGCUACGAUCAAGCGUGCGGUCAGUGGGCGGUGUCAGUCAGACGUACCCCUGGUGGAUCCAGAUGCGCCCACACCCGCUGCACUGGAGCUCGAUGGAUAUAGGCCAUGACAUUGGACACCCCCGAAUUACGCUACAUAUGCACCGCACCUGCCUAUCCUUUUGGCUACAGCUAGAUACCACGCGAUUUGAAUAUAUCCACUUCACAGAUAGGAACUAAAUGGAACACCUCGAGACGAAAUACUUGUAACCUCUAUUGGUAGAAUGGGAUAUGUCGUUGAGCUCGGCGAACUGACGGACCUCAUGCUCGAGCUCGUGGACGUUCGGGCAGUGUAUAACGCCGUGCCGAUGCAGUGUCCGCACGGCUUCUCUCCACCACACCCUGCAGCAAAAGCGAGUCUCCUUGCCAACAUCUUCGCUCGGAAGCUGCAUAGGGAUAGCUCGCAGGAGGUUGUGUAUAUACUCGGUAGUAUGCUUCGCGGUGCAUUCACCUGUGUGGCGCAGUAAGAGUUA
Phanerochaete carnosa HHB-10118-sp is the source of this 2034-nucleotide messenger RNA. RefSeq lists its product as uncharacterized. Lineage: Eukaryota; Fungi; Basidiomycota; Agaricomycetes; Polyporales; Phanerochaetaceae. The transcript is spliced from 3 exons. The record is from RefSeq and is a predicted model, not a curated record. Bases 268 to 1632 code for a protein of 454 amino acids.